AUGGCAACCACGUACGAUGUGAAGCUGCCCCUCCAGAGGGAAAGUCUCCAAACCAUUGGACUGCUCAAGAAAGGGAAGCCAGUAUCAGGUCCUCGACCGCUUGUUGUCUUUCUCCACGGCGCCGGCAGCAAUGCCUCAUACUUUGACAACCGAAUUUACUCCUAUCCCCAGAAGCUGAGUGAGCUCGGUCAUCCUGUCCUUAAUGUCCAGCGCCCGGCAUACGGCGGCACCCCAGUACCGGCCACAACAAAGCCACUCCAGGACUCGAUCCCCCUGAUCACCGAUCUGAUUAAUCAGGCGUACCAGGAGCAUGCUGGUGGUAAGGGCGGGAUCGUCAUCAUUGGCCAUUCAGCUGGCGCUGCCGUAGCAGUCGCCAUUGCUGCUCAGCCCGACAGUCCGUUGCCAAUUGUUGGACUCAGCGUAUUGGGCUUAGUUCCCGUAGAGCAGGACAACCUGCUCAUUCCCCGUCCGGAUCCUGACCCCGAGAACCCUCGGCUGUCAGCUGAGCAUAUGCCACCCUCGGCAUCAGAGUUUAUGGGUCCAUUGCAGUAUCUCAAUGGAGACGUGUUUGGGAACGUUGCCAUGAUCAAGACGGUCUUCGAGCCUUUGUCCCGCCCUGAGAUUCGAGAAUAUCCAGGCUCCGAAUGGCAUAAUCUGAUGGUGAACAACUACAUGCCAGCAAUCAAGGUGCCUGUGCAAUACCUCGCUACUGAGUAUGAGGGUAUCUGGACAGGAAAAGAAGCCGGACAGCCAAUCUUCGACUAUUAUGCCAGUCGCUUCGUCAACUCACCCGAGGUUGAAGCCAAGAUUCUAUCUAAAGGAGGUCACAGCUACGAUUUCAGUUUGAAUGCGGGCGAGCUUCAUGAGCUGAGACUGAAUUUUAUUGCGAAAGUGGUGAGUCAACUUGUCAAGGGCGCACCGUUGACACUAAUAUGCUAA
Molecule: messenger RNA, 939 nt
Organism: Penicillium chermesinum
Lineage: Eukaryota; Fungi; Ascomycota; Eurotiomycetes; Eurotiales; Aspergillaceae
Exons: 4
Coding region: 1-939 (312 amino acids)
Source: RefSeq, a predicted model, not a curated record